AUGGGUGCUCAUGAUGCAGCAUUGGGUGGGAAAUGUGAUGUCAUCACAGUUCUGUUAGAGUCGGGGUUUGAUGUAAACUGCAAAAAUAAAAAAGGAAAUACAAUGCUUCAUUUAGCGGCUUUAAAAGGUCACAGAGAAUUAGUGCAACUCUUGAUCAGUAAAGGGGCAAAUGUCAAUGACAAAGGCAACAUGGGUCGCACACCAAUACACAGAGCUGUUGAAUCUAACGAUGUUAGCAUAGUUCAGGAACUCAUUGAGAGUGCUCAUGAUGCAGCAAUCGAUGUGGAACGAGAUGCCAUCACAGUUCUGUUAGAGUCAGGGUUUGAUGUAAACUGCAAAAAUAAAGAAGGAAGUACAAUGCUUCAUUUAGCAGCUGGGAAUGGACACAGAGAAUUAGUGCAACUCUUGAUCAGCAAAGGGGCAAAAGUUAAUGACAAAGAUAAUGGAAGGUCGCACACCCAUUAA
Molecule: messenger RNA, 465 nt
Organism: Macrobrachium nipponense
Lineage: Eukaryota; Metazoa; Arthropoda; Malacostraca; Decapoda; Palaemonidae
Product: serine/threonine-protein phosphatase 6 regulatory ankyrin repeat subunit B-like
Exons: 2
Coding region: 1-465 (154 amino acids)
Cellular component (GO): nucleus; cytoplasm
Molecular function (GO): protein binding
Source: RefSeq, a predicted model, not a curated record